This is a messenger RNA of Fusarium oxysporum Fo47, 1006 nucleotides long. RefSeq names its product concanavalin A-like lectin/glucanase domain-containing protein. The transcript has 2 exons. NCBI's taxonomy places the organism in Eukaryota, Fungi, Ascomycota, Sordariomycetes, Hypocreales, Nectriaceae. Bases 114 to 974 code for a protein of 286 amino acids. Gene Ontology annotation, biological process: carbohydrate metabolic process. The record is from RefSeq and is a predicted model, not a curated record. Gene Ontology annotation, molecular function: hydrolase activity, hydrolyzing O-glycosyl compounds.
CUUCGUGACGACUCUCCUUAAAGUGCGCUUUGCACUAUCUUCCCUUUCCCUUCUACGCGGCAACACCGCAGCAUUCCUUUCCUUGUCUCCCCCUUAUCUUUACAAUUCUCACCAUGUUCUCUCCUUGGAUCCUCACCAUCUUCACAUGUCUGUUCGCCAUCGCAGUGGCAGUCCAACCACCCGCCUACAGCGGCUACACGCGCGUCUGGCAUCAAGGCUUCGAAGGCCAAGCCAACACAUUCCCCAGCACAACCACAUGGCACAUCAUCGAGCGCGUAAAGAACUACAACAAUGAAGUCCAAGCCUACGUGAGAAGCACAAGUGUUCUUCGAAAGUCUGGCAAGAACACCUUGCAGCUGAUUCCCCAGUUCUCAGAUUCAACGCGGAAAUGGACGUCUGCUCGUAUUGAGAGCAAGUAUACUCUGACGCCCAAGCUUGGAAAGAUCACUAGAGUUGAAGCGAGUUUGCGUCUGGGUGGCAACUCGGCGAGGAGUAAGCAGGGAAUCUGGCCGGCUUUUUGGCUCCUGGGUGAUGCGAUCCGAAAAGGUGUUGAGUGGCCUGCUUGCGGAGAGGUUGAUAUCAUGGAGAAUGUCAACGGGCAAAAAAUUGGCUAUGGCGCUGUUCACUGUGACCAAGCUCCUGGCGGGAUCUGCAAUGAGCCUAAUGGCAUUGCGUCCAAUGUUCAGCUUCCUGAUAGCAACUAUCACGUUUGGCGGGUCCAGUUUGAUCGACGAAGCAGCAAUCUGAGGUCUCAGUCUAUUACCUGGUAUCUCGACGGAAGGGUCUUUCAUCGUGUUACGGGCGCUCAAGUCGGCAAUGCUAAGGUUUGGAAGAGUCUUUGCCAUAGUCCUAUGUUUGUCAUCUUCAACGUUGCCGUUGGGGGAGAUUGGCCUGGCGUUCCCAACACCAACACCAAAGAUGGAAUUGGAAACCAUAUGGAAGUUGAAUAUGUCGCCCAUUAUGUUUCGAGCUAGUUGGACAUUUAUCAUUUAGAUCUCGUUUAUCU